UCCACGGAGCUAAAAAUGCCGUGUUUACAAUGUUAUGGUUUCCACUGAACUGAUUUUAUUUUAUUUUAUUUUUUCGGUAAUUGCUUUAGCGGUUAAAAUGUUUGCUGACACAUGACGCUUUAAUAUUUAAUUUUACCGACAGUAUCGACAAACAUGUUUAAGCCCAAAAGCAACUUUGAAUGGAAACGUAUUUUGUUUUGUAGCAAGAAAUGCCGAAGAAGCCAACUUUAGAAGCAGUUAGAAUCCCUCAUCUAACACUAAAGGGGAAACAAGCUCCAGCCUUGGUUAUCUAGACAACAAAUGUGUGCCUGCUUUAUUUGGUAAUAUGUAUAUAAUUAGUGAUAUAUUGGUUUAAAAUAAUAAAGUGAAACUGAAGACUGUUACUUUGAAGAUUAAUUUUCCUGAUUUAUUUCCUUCCAUCUGGUGUUUUGCCUCGGCAUACGGUAUCUGUAGCUAUUAUAGAGUUUCCUUGUCUUGCAAUGGGUGUGGGAGAAACUCUUCUCUUCUAUACUUUUCACUGCAACUGGCAACUCUGCGUUUUCUGGCUCUGCGUAGUGUUUAUUACUGUACUGUUUAUCGGGGUUUGUCCGCAAUUGUUCUCAAGACCAAGGACAUCAGAUAUCUCCAGACGUAAAGCAUAUAUGUUUAGAUCUUCUCUGUUUUUGCGAAGGUCCCCUCUUGGAAUGCUUUCCACAGAGGUUUCUCUGAGUGGGGUAACUACACAAAAGAUCAGCAAAGGUAUCACCUUCUAUGAGAAUGAGUGUACGGUGCCGCCUUCAUCCACUGGCCGACUCAGACCCCUGCUGCUGCUGCUGCCCUGGCUGGGCUCCCAACCAAAGGCUCAGGCCAAAUACUGUGAGAUCUACCUUAGAACAGGCUUCAACGUGCUCGUGGUAGAGAGUAAUUUGAGCAUGUUCCUAUGGCCUCGAUGGGGGUUUCAGAACAGCAGCAGGGUGCUGGAGCUCCUCAAGAGCGAGCGCUUCUCACAGCAACCCCUGCUUAUCCAUGCCAUUUCCAUCGGGGGAUACACUUUUGCCCAGAUGCUUGUUCAGAUGUCCAGAAAUGCUGAGCACUACCAGGACCUGACCAGUAGGAUCCAGGGACAGAUCUAUGACAGCCUGGUCAUAGGCUCACUGGAACACAUGAUUACAGGUAUAAGCAGAUAUGUGUCCCCUCUUUUGGAGAGCCUAGUGAAGCAUGCUAGCCUCCUAUAUUUCCAGGUCUUCAAACACCAAACAGUGGAUUACUUCAACCACAGCAUUGAUGUGUUCCGAAACACUCUAGUGACAGCUCCUGCACUUUUCUACUACUCUGACAGUGAUGCACUGUGUGAUCCAAAGGUUAUGCAGGAACUGCUGGAGUACUGGAAGAAGAGGGGCAUUACAGUGAUGAGCAAGAAUUGGACAGAGUCUGUUCAUGCCGGACAUCUGCGUGCUCAUCCUCAAGAGUACCUGUCUCUCCUGGAACACUUCCUGUGCUCUGUGAAGAUGACUCCUUUCAAGGCUAAAAUGUGAUGGACAUUUAAAUUGACAUGUGAAGUCCUUCUUGUCUAAAAUGUAUUUAAUCCAGCAAAAUAUUUUACUUUUACUUUUAGAUUUUACUUUUAAAAUAAUUUAAAAAUUCCAAUAUCUAAUAUUUAUCAUGGUGUCUUCUGUAAUUGUAGCCUACUGAAUUUAUAUUUUGCAGAUUUUUCUCUUCUGCUGAUGCUAUAAUGCUGUAUAAAAACAGUUUUUGACAUUUUGUAAUUCAGUUCUAAUUUUGAUUUACAACUGUUUAAGAUGACA
Electrophorus electricus (electric eel) is the source of this 1784-nucleotide messenger RNA. RefSeq names its product transmembrane protein 53. The record is from RefSeq and is a predicted model, not a curated record. Lineage: Eukaryota; Metazoa; Chordata; Actinopteri; Gymnotiformes; Gymnotidae. Gene Ontology annotation, molecular function: serine hydrolase activity.